Molecule: messenger RNA, 1500 nt
Organism: Adineta ricciae
Lineage: Eukaryota; Metazoa; Rotifera; Eurotatoria; Adinetida; Adinetidae
Source: the annotation of a GenBank genome assembly
AUGGCAACUGCAAGCGCAAAUGAAAUAACUGAAAAAUUAGAAGCAAGUAACAUUCAAACAACAUCGUCCGGAAAGAAUGCAGCUGAUGCGAUCAAAAGCCAAGCUAAUGAAGCAUUUAAAAAUUGUGAUUAUGAGAAAUCGAUAGAACUCUAUACGAAAGCGAUCGAAAUUCAUCCGGAUGCGAUCUUGUACUCAAAUCGAAGUUUUGCCUAUCUUCGCCGAGAAUGGUUUGGUUAUGCAUUGAUUGAUGCGAAAAAAGCCUUGGAAUACGAUCCGAAAUACAUCAAAGCAUACUAUCGACGAGCAUCUGCGUAUUUGGCAUUAGGAAAAUAUUCAUCCGCUCUAUCUGACUACGAAUAUGUUAAGAAGGUCUGUCCGAAUGAUAAAGAUGCAAAUAUAAAAUAUGAAGAAUGUAAGAAAAUCGUUACACGAAUACGAUUUGAAAAGGCAAUCUCUGUGAAUGACUCAUCAAAAUCCGUCGCAAAUCAGAUUGAUUUUAGUUCCAUGACAAUUGAAUCGGAUUAUGACGGGCCACGUUUAGAGGACGACACUCGUGUGACAAAAACAUUCAUGGAAGCGCUUCUCCCAUAUUUCGAAAAACAAAAGAAACUUCAUAAAAAUUGUGCCUAUCAAAUCGUUCUACAGAUACUUUCCCUGUUCAAGUCUUUGCCUACUUUGAUUGACAUUAGUGUACCUUCAAAACGCAAAUUUACCAUUUGUGGAGAUAUUCAUGGGCAGUUCUAUGAUCUACUGAAUAUAUUCAAAUUAAAUGGUUUACCUUCGGAGGACAAUCCAUAUUUAUUCAAUGGUGACUUUGUUGAUCGAGGUUCAUUUAGUGUAGAAUGUAUUUUGACUUUAUUUGGCUUUAAAUUACUCUAUCCAAAUCAUUUCUUCCUUGCUCGAGGAAACCAUGAAUCCAUAACAAUGAAUCAAAUGUAUGGUUUUGAAGGUGAAGUGAAGGCAAAAUAUACGCCUCAAAUGUUUGAAUUGUUCACAGAAGUUUUCAAUUAUCUACCCCUAUGUCAUUGUAUCAACAGCAAAGUUCUUAUUAUGCACGGCGGAUUGUUUAGUAAAGAUGAUGUCACACUGAAAGACAUUCGUACUGUUGAUCGAGUUCGACAGCCACCUGAAGAUGGUAUCAUGUCAGAAUUGUUAUGGAGUGAUCCUCAGCCGCAGUAUGGUCGAUCGGAAAGCAAACGUGGCGUGGGACUUCAAUUUGGUCCUGACGUUACCGAACAUUUUCUCAAACUAAACAAUCUAGAAUAUAUUGUUCGUAGUCACGAAGUUAAACAAGAAGGCUAUGAAUUAGCUCAUAAUGGUAAAUGUAUAACGAUCUUUUCUGCACCAAAUUACUGUGAUACUAUGGGAAAUAAGGGCGCAUUUAUCACGAUCACUGGUGAUGAUGUCACACCGAAAUUUACAUCGUAUACCGCUGUUCCCCAUCCAGCAGUUCGGCCAAUGAUGUACGCAAAUCAAUCGUCUUUGUUUGGUUUGAUGUAG